Molecule: messenger RNA, 2106 nt
Organism: Camelina sativa (false flax)
Lineage: Eukaryota; Viridiplantae; Streptophyta; Magnoliopsida; Brassicales; Brassicaceae
Source: RefSeq, a predicted model, not a curated record
UCAAACCGCCAACGUGAAGAAGAGAACAAUAAACUAAAAAUUCAGAUUGAGAGAGAGAGAGAGAGAGAGAGAGAUCACAUUCCUUCUUCAAUCAUCAUCGGUCGUGAUUUUCACAAUGUCGAAGCAAACAUACAAAGUAUGUUUCUGUUUCCGUCGGAGGUAUCGACACACCGUCUCGGUAGCACCGCCCGAGAUCAAGACACUUUUCGAGCAUUAUUCCGACAAAGGUCUCAUGACGACCGAUCUCCUCCUUAGGUUCUUGAUCGAUGUUCAGAAACAAGACAAAGCGACGAGAGAAGAAGCUCAAGCGAUCUUCAACGCCUCAUCUUCUCUUCUUCAUCGUAAUGGUCUCCACCUUGAUGCUUUCUUCAAAUACCUUUUUGGUAUUAACAACUCUCCUCUUGCUUCUCAUGAGGUGCAUCAAGAUAUGGAUGCUCCAUUGUCACAUUAUUUUAUAUUUACAGGACAUAACUCGUAUUUAACUGGUAAUCAACUGAGUAGUGAUUGCAGUGAAGUGCCUAUCAUUGAAGCAUUGAAAAAAGGUGUUAGAGUUAUUGAAUUGGAUAUUUGGCCUAACUCUGAUGAAGAUGGUAUCGAUGUUCUUCACGGAAGGACGCUUACAUCACCUGUGGAGCUGAUCAGAUGUCUAAGAGCUAUUAGAGAACAUGCCUUUGAUGUAUCUGACUAUCCAGUUGUUGUGACCCUUGAAGAUCAUCUUACUCCUAAACUCCAAGCUAAAGUUGCUGAGAUGGUUACAGAUGUAUUUGGAGAAAUGUUGUUUACUCCUCCUUCCGGGGAAUGCUUAAAGGAGUUCCCAUCGCCCUCUUCUUUGAAAAACCGUAUUAUGAUCUCAACUAAACCUCCUAAAGAGUAUAAAGCAGCAAAAGGUGAUGAUGAUGUGGUGAAAAAAGGUAGGAAUAUGGGUGAUGAUGAAGUUUGGGGAAAAGAAGUUCCAAGCUUUAUUAGAAGGGACAGAAGUGGUGACAAGAAUGAUACAAAUGUAGAUGAUGAUGAUGAUGAAGAUGAUGACGAUGGUGAUGAAAAGAUUAAGAAGAAUGCGCCACCGGAAUACAAGCAUUUGAUUGCAAUCCAGGCCGGGAAACCGAAAGGUGGAAUAACUGAAUGUUUGAAGGUGGAUCCUGAUCAAGUAAGACGGCUUAGCUUGAGUGAAGAACAACUUGAAAAGGCCUCAGAAAAAUAUGCUAAACAGAUUGUGAGGUUUACUCAGAGGAAUUUGCUUCGGGUUUAUCCGAAAGGAACUAGAAUUACUUCAUCGAACUACAACCCUCUGGUUGGUUGGAGCCAUGGAGCUCAAAUGGUGGCUUUUAAUAUGCAGGGACUUGGAAGAUCAUUGUGGGUAAUGCAAGGAAUGUUUAGAGGCAAUGGAGGAUGUGGCUACAUCAAGAAACCUGAUAUUUUGCUGAAACCGGAUUCUGUCUUUGACCCGGAAGCUACAUUACCAGUUAAAACAACACUAAGGGUAACUAUAUACAUGGGAGAAGGAUGGUACUAUGAUUUUCCUCACACACACUUCGAUGGAUAUUCUCCACCUGACUUCUAUACAAGGGUCGGAAUCGCUGGAGUUCCGGGGGAUACAGUAAUGAAGAAGACAAAAACGUUAGAGGAUGACUGGAUACCAGCUUGGGACGAGGUUUUUGAGUUCCCAUUAACAGUUCCAGAGCUUGCUCUUCUACGUAUUGAGGUACAUGAGUAUGACAUGUCUGAGAAAGACGAUUUUGGAGGCCAAGCUUGCUUGCCGGUCUGGGAGCUGAGGCAAGGAAUACGCUCCGUUCCGCUGCGUAACCAGGAUGGUGUCAAGUGUAGAUCCGUGAAGCUUCUUGUGCGGUUGGAGUUUGUGUGAGUAUAUUACAAGAAAUGUUUUUUUUUUGUUUGGUUGAAGUACAUACAAGUAAACCGAGUUUGUGAUUUUGGUUUAUGGGUUUGGUUAUAGUGUGAAUGUUCUUUAUUGGUUUGGUAUAAGGAUUUGUAAUUUUGUGCUGUGUCUGUGAGUUGAAAGCAACGUACAAUUUUAUAUGCUACUAUUUUUAUAAAGUUUGUAAUUUGCGCAUACAUUACUUGAAAUGAAGUAAUUCAAAACUUGUAAAA